Molecule: messenger RNA, 3177 nt
Organism: Lynx canadensis (Canada lynx)
Lineage: Eukaryota; Metazoa; Chordata; Mammalia; Carnivora; Felidae
Gene: ADAM15
Product: ADAM metallopeptidase domain 15
Exons: 22
Coding region: 40-2922 (960 amino acids)
Biological process (GO): proteolysis; integrin-mediated signaling pathway; innate immune response
Molecular function (GO): metalloendopeptidase activity; integrin binding
Source: RefSeq, a predicted model, not a curated record
AGCACCUGCUGCCCUCGCCCGGCCCCGGGCGCCGCUGCCAUGCGGCUGGCGCUGCUCUGGGCCCUGGGGCUCCUGGGCGCAGGCAGCCCCCUGUCCUCCCGGACGCUCCCGGAUCGAGGUGGCCCUGUGGAGGAGCAGACAAGGCCAGAGAGGGCCCUGGGUGGACACUCGGAGCCCCAGAUCUUUCAAGACAGCCCCACACUCGGCCUAGCGGAGAUGCUCCAGACCAAUCUGCCUGAGGCUCUGCGGAUCAGAUUGGAAUUGGACGGUGAGAGUCAAACCCUGGAGCUGCUGCAGAAUAGGGAGCUAGUCCCAGGCCGCCCACACCUGAUGUGGUACGAGCCCGACGGCACCCGUGUGGUCAGCGAGGGACACACUCUGGAGAGCUGCUGCUACCAGGGAGCGGUACGGGGCCACGUGGGCUCCUGGGCGUCGGUGUGCACCUGCUCAGGGCUCAGGGGUCUGGUGGUCCUGUCCCCCGAGAGAAGCUACACCUUGGAGCUGGGGCCCGGGGACCUGCGAGCCGCCCCCAUCAUCUCCCGGACCCGAGACCUCCUCCUGCCAGGCCGCACCUGUGGGUUGAGCUGGCACGAAUCUGUGGCCACGCAGGCUCCCCGGGAGCGGCCCCGGGGACGGCGCCACAGCCACAUGCGCAGUCGUCGGCGGAGGCGGGACGUGGCGGCAGAGACCAAGGUUAUUGAGCUGGUGCUCGUAGCCGACCAUUCUGAGGCCCAGAGGUACCCGGACUUCCAGUACCUGCUGACCCGCAUGCUGAAGGUGGCCUUUCUCCUGGACACUUUCUUCCGGCCCCUGAACGUCCGGGUGGCGCUGGUGGGCCUGGAGACCUGGAGCCAGCGUGACCUGGUGGAGAUCAGCCGGGACCCCGGCCUCACGCUACACAACUUCCUGCGCUGGCGGCGGGAAGACUUACUGCCUCGACUGCCCCACGACAGCGCCCAGCUCGUGACUGCCACCUCGUUCUCCGGGCCCGCGGUGGGCAUGGCCGUUCAGAAUUCCAUCUGCUCUCCUGACUUCUCGGGGGGUGUGAACAUGGACCACUCCACCAGCGUCCUGGGGGUUGCGUCCUCCAUAGCUCACGAGCUGGGCCACAGCCUGGGCCUGGACCACGACUUGCCAGGGAACAGCUGCCCCUGCCCCGGCCCGGCCCCGGCCAAGAGCUGCAUCAUGGAGGCCUCCACAGACUUCCUGCCAGGCCUCAACUUCAGCAACUGCAGCCGGCGGGCCCUGGAGGAGGCUCUCCUGGAGGGGAUGGGCAGCUGCCUCUUCGAACGGCAGCCCGGCCUGCCCUCUAUGGCCGCGGUCUGCGGAAAUAUGUUGGUGGAGCCGGGCGAGCAGUGUGACUGUGGCUUCCCGGACGUGAGCCCCUCGCCCGAAGCCCUGCCCCACUCACUCCUGUGCCCUGGCCCUGGCUCACUACCCCGCUCCGAGCCUCCAGAGCCCCUUCGUGGGCUCUCAAGGGCCGGCCCGCUCCUCUCCGCCCCUCCCCGCCGGCAGGGACACCACGCGGGUGGUUGGGCUCUGGCCUUUACUUGCCGCUGCGUCCUUCUGAUGGCUGCCCUGGGCGGAGGGGAGGAGGUAGGCUCUCGGGCCCAGCCCGCCCUGACGCAGCCCCCCCCCGCCCCGUGCCCCCAGGAAUGCACCGACCCCUGUUGCGAUGACUUCACCUGCCAGCUGAGGCCUGGGGCGCAGUGCGCGUCCGGCGGGCUCUGUUGUCAGGAUUGCCAGCUGCGCCCAGCCGGCUGGCAGUGCCGCCCCGCCAGAGGGGACUGUGACCUCGCGGAGUUCUGCUCGGGAGACAGCCCCCAGUGCCCUCCUGACGUCAGCCUGGGGGACGGCGAGCCGUGCGCGGGGGGCCAGGCUGUGUGCGUGCAGGGGCGCUGCGCUUCCUAUGCCCAGCAGUGCCAGGCUCUCUGGGGACCCGGGGCCCAGCCCGCCGCACCGCGCUGCCUCCUUACUGCCAAUACGAGAGGCGAUGCCUUCGGGAGCUGUGGACGCGGCCCUGAUGGCAGCUACGUGUCCUGUGCCCCUAAAGACGCCAUGUGCGGGCAGCUCCAGUGCCAGGGGGGUCGGGCCCGGCCGCUGCGGGGCUCAGCCCGGGAUCUGCACUGGGAGAUACUAGAGGCCAACGGGACCCAGCCGGAGCUGAACUGCAGCUGGGUCCACCUGGACCUGGGCAAUGACGUGGCCCAGCCCCUCCUGACUCUGCCCGGCACAGCCUGUGGUCCUGACCUGGUGUGCAUUGACCGUCGAUGUCAGCCCGUGGGUCUCCUGAGAGCGCAGGAAUGUCGAAGCAAGUGCCAUGGGCACGGGGUCUGCGACAGCAAAGGACACUGCCGCUGCGAGGAGGGCUGGGCGCCGCCGGACUGCGCCAACCGCAGCAGAGCAACCAGCUCCCUGACCACAGGGCUGCCCCUCAGCCUCCUGCUGUUGGUGGCCCUGAUGCUCCUGGGCGCCAGCUACUGGCACCGUGCCCGCCUGCGCCAACGGCUCUGUCAGCUCAAAGGCCCCAGCUGCCAGUACAGGGCAGCCCAGUCUGGUCCCCCAGAACGCCCAGGACCCCCGCAGAGGGUCCUGCUGAUGCCAGGUGCCAAGCAGGCCAGUGCUCUUGGCUUCCCGGCUCCCCCUUCCAGGCCGCUGCCUCCUGACCCUGUGCCCAAGAGACUCCAGGCUGAGCUGGCUGACCGACCCAAUCCCCCCACCCGCCCUCUGCCCGCUGACCCGGUGGUGAGGCACCCUAAGGGGCCCGCCAAGCCCCCACCCCCGAGGAAGCCAUUGCCUGCCAACCCCCAGAGCCGGCGCCCUUCGGGUGACCUGCCUGGCCCAGAAACUGGAAUCCAACCCGUAGUGGUACCGUCCAGACCUGCACCGCCGCCCCCAGCAGCGUCCUCGCUCUACCUCUGACCUCUGCUGAGGUUUCCCGGCCUGCCACCCGGACCUAGGACUUCAAGAGGCCGACCAGUCCCUGGAGUCCCCCGUGAUGACUGAGGGAGCCGGAGCCUGGACCCCGGACACUGCCACGGGCCGCUGAGCAGCACUCUAGGGACCCGCUCACGCCAUGGAAGCUGGGGUUGGGGAGGGGCUGGGCGCUGGACUGGGCUGAGGGAGGUGCACACAGCCUGUCCCUGCUCUGGUGCAAUAAACAGUGAGGUCUGGGCA